CUUUGGACCUAAAGGCAUCCCGAUUUUCCCCGAAGAAGUCUGGACAACUACUCCAGUUCCUCCCUCAAUAUUUUUUUAACCCUUGGAUCUAGCUCUUGAAACGCGCGCUCCUGUGCUUUAAAAUGCAAGCCGGACGCAAAUCGUGUUGGAGGCAAUUGCAGGCUUCUUUUUUCAGACUGCUGUGUCUUAUCCCCACAGGAUUCCCUGUCCGGAGUGUGGAUAUGCAGCGGGCCACCGACAACAUAACCAUCCGCCAGGGCGACACGGCGAUUAUAAGGUGUUACGUUGAUGACAAAGUGUCCAAGGUGGCCUGGCUCAAUCGAUCCAACAUCAUCUUUGCAGGCCAGGACAAGUGGUCCCUGGACCCCAGAGUAGAUCUGGUCACUAAGGGACAGCUGGAGUACAGCCUGCGCAUACAAAAGGUGGAUGUGUAUGAUGAGGGGUCAUAUACCUGCUCCAUACAGACUAAGCAGCAGCCCAAGACCUCGCAGGUCUACCUCAUUGUACAAGUUCCAGCCAACAUCUACAAGGUGUCCGAAGACAUCACGGUGAAUGAGGGCAGUAAUGUGACACUCAGUUGUUUGGCCAGUGGCAGACCAGACCCAACCAUCACCUGGCGGCUGCUCAACCCCUCAGAAUCAGUAAGUCCAACCCAGUUCGAGAGCGUGUUGGGGACUGCUGAGAGAGAUAAUGAUGUCUGGCAGCCUGUGGUCUCAUUGCUUCACGCCUUCGCCUGCCUGGGUGGAAACGCCACUUUGCUCAGCUAUUGCGAGGCUCUCAAGUAUUUGCUGGGACCACAGAUGUUCAUGAGACACAAAUUAUUAGUUGCUAAAGGUCGAAUAUUGGAGGUCCUGGGUGGUGGGAGGCUGGGAGAAUGGAGGCACCCCAUCAAGCUCGAUGAGGGGGGAAAUGGAGCCUCUGGUCGAGCAAGGAAUCCUUUACUGCACGCCUCUCAGACCACCAAAAUAGAAGUCAGACAA
Molecule: messenger RNA, 980 nt
Organism: Seriola dumerili (greater amberjack)
Lineage: Eukaryota; Metazoa; Chordata; Actinopteri; Carangiformes; Carangidae
Product: limbic system-associated membrane protein-like
Exons: 6
Cellular component (GO): neuron projection
Source: RefSeq, a predicted model, not a curated record